Messenger RNA from Leptopilina boulardi, 1753 nucleotides. RefSeq lists its product as uncharacterized. The coding region runs from base 846 to 1619 and encodes 257 amino acids. NCBI's taxonomy places the organism in Eukaryota, Metazoa, Arthropoda, Insecta, Hymenoptera, Figitidae. The record is from RefSeq and is a predicted model, not a curated record. The transcript has 8 exons.
CAUCUUGAAUUUUCCCCCAUCCAUCUUGAAUAACCUAAAAUGUUUGCCUUGGUGAAUCAAAAUCACGUGACUGUGUCACAUUGCCGCGAACCAAAGUAAUACCUCUUGUUUAAAGUCGUAGCACGUGUUGUUUUUCAAAGAAUUGAUAAGAAAACUGGAACCUUCUCUGAGGUCGGCUUUUUAUAUUUUCGUGAGUUUUGUGGGCAAAUUGCAUUGGAAAAUUAUGUGAUAAUGGCUUCUUCAAUGCGUCGUGACUCAAUAAAUAAAGAAUUUACACACGCCUGUGUUUUAUUUGCUAAAGAUAAUAGUAUAAAUACGAUAUCAAUUUCAGAUAUUGAAGGAUUACAUCCUAAAGAUAAAAAUGAUUUUGAUAGGGAAUUAAAAUAUAAAUUAUUUUUAAAUUCGGAAGAGCAGUACACCUACGUUUAUGUUCUACGCUUAGGUAGCAGCAUUGAAGAUUUGUCCGCUCAGAACAAAAAAAAAAGGUUAAUCAUCCCAAAUGCAAGGAAAAGAAGCUUUCUAAAAGAUUCAUCAAAGAAUAAAUCGAAAAGCAGAAAGCAGUUAUUUAAAGAAAAAGAUGAUUUCCCUGUGAGAGAAAAAAUGUUAAUAGAGGUCGAAAAAUUAUCAUUUCUUCAGAUGAAUCUGAUUCAGAAUUAAUAGACGAAGAAAUUUCUAAUGGUGAUACUACUGAUGAGGAGAGUGAUAUUGUUCCAUCACCUAUAGAGAAGGAAAAUAGUGGCAGAAGAAACAGACGUCUGAAAGGUUUAAGUCAACAUAAUCAGCGACAAUUAACUACACCACUUGCAAGUGUAACUACAGGAAGUAAUGAUAGUAGUACAACACCAAUGGGCAGUGAAACUACAGUAAACGGAGAAACUCCAAGAGGUGGAGAAACUUCAAGAGGUACGGAAUCUCCAAGAAAUAAUGUAACUUUAAGAGGUACAGAAAUUCCAAGAGUUACUGAAACCGAAACAGGUAGAGAAACUCCAACAGGUAGAAUAACUCCAAGAGGUAGAAUAACUCCAAGAGGUAGAAUAACUCCAAGAGAUAGAAUAACUCCAAGAGGUAGAAUAACUCCAAGAGGUAGAGUAACUCCAAGAGGUAGAGUAACUCCAAGAGGUAGAGUAACUACAAGAGGUAGAGUAACUCCAAGAGAUAGAGUAACUACAAGAGGUAGACUAACUCCAAGAGGUAGAGUAACUCCAAGUGGUAGAGUAACUCCAAGUGGUAGAGAUGCUACUAUUCCAAAGCGUUAUGUAGUAGACGAGAAUGAAAAGGUUUAUCUUGGCGGUGGAAAUUUUAUAGAUGAGGAUACGUGGCAAUUAAUGCUUUUAAAAAAUGAUUCGAAAUUUGUUCGAGAUAUUACUGAAAUUUUGUGGGGCAAAAACGUCCUUCAAAAAAGGUGUUUAAAACAAAAAAAAAGUAGUAACCAAGAUGCAGAAGGAGAAAAUGAACUGAAAGUUUUAACUCCUGACAAGUAUCAAUUAGUGAAAGAUGCAUUGAAGUAUAAAUUAAAAAAUAAAAAUAAAAUUUCACCAGGAAGGCGAGCAAUGCGGAUGAAAAAAAUUUGGUAUCACAUGUCCCAGAAAUUAAAUGAUGUGAAACGAAAGAAACAAUAGAAACAAUAGAAGUUAAUUAUUUUACAUUAUUUUUAUUAUGUUUAUUUCUUUAUAAUACGAUUUUAUUACUCGUAAUGUUAAGGAGGUUCUACAAUAGAUGCAAAAGGCAAGUUCAAGUCCAAAAAAACCAUGAG